Daphnia magna is the source of this 1798-nucleotide messenger RNA. Its product is annotated as repetitive proline-rich cell wall protein. NCBI's taxonomy places the organism in Eukaryota, Metazoa, Arthropoda, Branchiopoda, Diplostraca, Daphniidae. The transcript has 3 exons. The coding region runs from base 234 to 1184 and encodes 316 amino acids. The record is from RefSeq and is a predicted model, not a curated record.
GGCAUUUGUUUCAGACAUCGAACAGCCCAGCAAGCGGAUACAGUCAUCUAACAGUUUUAACAGCCGAGCAUCUGCACGUUGAGUGGAAAGAUUUAAAAAUUUCAAUCGUUUUAUUGCGAAUCUCUGUACCCACUUCAAAAGUUUGAUAACAAACAAAAUGGCAGUCAAGUUCUCUAUCCUGCUCGCCGUCUGUGUGUGUCUAGCAGCGACAUCCGCCAAGAAGAAGGGCGGAAAUGAUUAUGGAAGUUAUGGAGCCAGUUACGCCCCCGCUUAUCCAGCCCCCGCUUACUCAGCUCCUUCCUAUUCAGCUCCUUCCUAUUCUGAACCUUCCUAUUCAGCUCCUUCUUAUUCUGAACCUUCUUACGCUGAACCUUCUUACGCUGCUCCUUCUUACGCUGCUCCUUCUCUACGCCGCUCCCGCAUACUCUCCUCCUGCCUACUCUGCUCCUUCUUAUUCGGUUCCUUCUUAUUCGGCACCUUCUUAUUCUGCACCUUCCUAUCCUUCCGGUAAAGGUAAAAAAGGCGGCAGAAAAGGUAGAAAACCACUGAAGGAAUUAUUGAAGGCCAUCAAAGGCAGCGAUAUUGACUUUCACGCCCUCGUUGCAACCCUUUCUUCUUUAACAGGAGACUAUUCCGCAACUUCCUACGACUCUUACUCCGCACCGUCGUACUCCGCUCCAUCGUACGCCGCUCCAUCUUACGGCAAAGGAAAAGGCAAGAAGGGAAGCGGAUAUUCUAGCUACCAGCAGCAGCCAUCGUACGCUCCAGUCUACGCCGCCGCCCCGGCUUACUCCGCACCGGUUUACUCCGCACCGGUGUACUCGGCUCCAGUUUACGCUGCCCCGGUUUACGCCUCAGCUGGCAAGGGUAAAGGCAAGAAAGGAGGUAGUUACGCUCCUUCUUACCCUGCUCCUUCCUACUCCGCCCCGAGUUAUUCCCCACCCGCCUACUCUGCCCCGAGUUAUUCCGCACCCGCCUACUCUGCCCCGAGUUACUCUGCACCCGCCUACUCUGCCCCGAGUUACUCCGCACCCGCCUACUCUGCCCCGAGUUACUCCGCACCCGCCUACUCUGCCCCGAGCUAUUCCGCACCCGCCUACUCAGCUCCGGCUUACGAGGCACCUUCUUACACCGCCCCAGAUUACGGAGCUUCGUCUUACGAAGUUCCUAAACCAGCUUAUUAGGUAUUAAACAAAUAAUUGUAGUAGAAAGAAGGGGGGGCAGAAAGAAAAGAAAGAAAAAAGGAAGUCGGAUUGAUUUUUUUGCUUGUGUGUUCCCGGCCUCUUAAUUCUAAUUCUUUCCCCCCACCCAACCCCCCUAAACUCAGAGAUAUAUAAUAUUAUACGUCAUCAGAGAUAUUUCAAACAAAUGAUUUGAAAUUGUAUGCCAAUAUCUUCUACCCCCCCCCCCCCUAUACUCCAUCCACAAAAAAUCUCUUUUUUCUUCAUUUUCAGCCAGAGUCCACUCAGUUUUAUAUAUAAUAUUUAACAUCAAUUUACAUGGCAGUCAACCAUUCAUGAGUGUAUAUAAUAAUAUAUAAUAUAUAUUAUCUAAUUCUGAUCGCGCUCAAAUUAAAGAAAAAUAUUGUCCAGGUUUAAAUGUCAAAAACAUUAAAAUCUAAACGAUAAAUCCGCCCAAAUACCCCCGACCAGAUUCUAUAUAUAUAUAUACAUCAUAUUUUCACCUUAUAUAUUAUACACAUGUAUUUAUAUAUAUUUGUAUGCUCGAGUUGAUCGAAUAACAUUUAUAUAUAUUUAAUUGCCAAAUAUACCGUCUCGACCGAGACCCACACAUUGAA